Messenger RNA from Pseudomyrmex gracilis, 3776 nucleotides. It is a transcript of the gene beta'COP, whose product is annotated as coatomer subunit beta'. Gene Ontology annotation, biological process: endoplasmic reticulum to Golgi vesicle-mediated transport; intra-Golgi vesicle-mediated transport; intracellular protein transport. Bases 172 to 2979 code for a protein of 935 amino acids. Gene Ontology annotation, cellular component: COPI vesicle coat. The record is from RefSeq and is a predicted model, not a curated record. Lineage: Eukaryota; Metazoa; Arthropoda; Insecta; Hymenoptera; Formicidae. Gene Ontology annotation, molecular function: protein binding; structural molecule activity. The transcript has 8 exons.
UCACGGCAUGCGAACCGAUACUGACGCCAUUUUCAUUCACAUCAGCCACGUCCUAACUUUAUGUCGCGAAGUACGAUGAUCUUUUAAUCUGGCGGUUGGUGAAGUCAUAAAGAUAAUUUGAUUCUUCAAAGUAGUUGAUACAAUUAUAAUAAUCCAAGGAACAAUAGCAAAAUGCCUUUGAGGUUAGAUAUUAAACGGAAGUUAACAGCGAGAUCUGACAGAGUGAAAAGCGUGGAUCUUCAUCCAACCGAACCAUGGAUGUUGUGCUCCUUGUAUCAAGGCAAUGUGAAUAUCUGGAAUCAUGAAACCCAGACCUUGGUCAAAACAUUUGAAGUAUGCGAUCUACCUGUGCGAACAGCAAAGUUUGUGCCACGCAAAAAUUGGGUGAUUACAGGAUCUGAUGAUAUGCAAAUUAGAGUGUUUAAUUACAAUACCUUAGAACGAGUUCAUUCCUUUGAAGCGCACAGCGACUAUGUCAGAUGUAUAGCGGUGCAUCCAACACAGCCAUUUAUACUCACAAGUAGUGAUGACAUGUGGAUUAAAUUGUGGAACUGGGAGAAAUCCUGGACGUGUCAACAAGUAUUCGAGGGUCAUACACAUUACGUUAUGCAAGUUGUAUUUAAUCCAAAAGACAACAAUACUUUUGCCAGUGCAUCCCUGGAUAGAACAGUCAAAGUGUGGCAACUAGGUUCACCUACCGCUAAUUUCACGCUAGAAGGUCACGAGAAAGGUGUCAAUUGCGUGGAUUACUACCACGGAGGGGACAAGCCUUAUCUAAUAUCAGGUGCUGAUGACAGAUAUGUCAAAAUAUGGGAUUACCAAAACAAGACCUGUGUACAGACCUUGGAGGGCCACACUCAGAACAUUUCCGCUGUGUGUUUCCAUCCGGAAUUACCGAUUGUCCUUACCGCUUCUGAAGAUGGCACUGUUAAAAUAUGGCAUGCGGGGACUUACAGGCUGGAGUGUUCUCUUAAUUACAGCUUCGAAAGAGUAUGGACCAUCGCAUGCAUGCGCGGUUCGAACAACGUUGCUAUAGGAUACGACGAGGGCAGUGUUAUGGUCAAGGUUGGUCGGGAAGAACCUGCCGUGUCGAUGGAUUCGCUAGGCGGAAAAAUUGUCUGGGCACGUCACAGUGAGAUUCAACAAGUGAACUUGAAGGCACUGGGCGAGGAGGCGCAGGACGGAGAACGAUUACCAUUGACCGUCAAGGAUAUGGGAGCUUGUGAGAUUUAUCCGCAAACUAUCCAGCAUAAUCCGAACGGACGAUUUUUAGUAGUCUGCGGCGAUGGAGAGUACAUCAUAUACACGUCUAUGGCGUUGAGAAACAAAGCGUUCGGACAGGCAGCGGAAUUCGUGUGGGCGGCGGAUUCGAGCCAGUAUGCCGUGAGAGAAAGCAACACAACGGUGAAGGUCUUCAAAAACUUUAAAGAGAAAAAAAGCUUCAAACCAGAAUUUGGAGCAGAUGGCAUCUUUGGCGGAUUUCUACUCGGUGUGUCGUCCGGAUCCGGUCUGUCUUUCUUCGAUUGGGAUACAUUGAAUUUGGUUCGUCGCAUAGAUAUACAACCGACGCAUGUAUAUUGGGCCGAAAACGCCUCUUUAGUAACAUUAGCCACAGCAGAUCAGUAUUUUAUACUAAAGUAUCACUCAGAUGCCGUUGCUAAUUCAGAAAAUGCCGAGGAUAUCGAAAAUGCUUUCGAAAUGGUAGCAGAAAUGAGUGAAGUAGUGAAAACCGGUUUAUGGGUCGGCGACUGUUUUAUCUAUACUAACAGCGUCAAUCGCAUCAAUUAUUUUGUCGGUGGUGAAGUAGUCACAGUUUCUCAUUUAGACCGACCAAUGUAUUUGUUAGGAUAUGUGCCAAGGGACAAUAGAUUAUAUCUGUGUGACAAAGAACUCUCUGUUGUCUCUUACUCCUUGUUGCUGUCGGUGCUGGAAUAUCAAACCGCGGUUAUGCGAAAGGAUUUCGAAACUGCUAAUAGAGUAUUACCAACUAUACCCAAAGAGCAUCGAACGAGAGUAGCUCACUUCCUGGAGAAGCAGGGUUUCAAGGAGCAAGCUUUAGCAGUGUCCACGGAUCCCGAGCACAGAUUUGAAUUGGCUCUCGCACUUGGUAAUCUGGCGACCGCACACGAACUCGCCAAAGAAGCGAACAGCCAGCAGAAAUGGCGACAAUUGGCUUCUCUCGCCACCCAAAAGGGCAAAUUGUGCCUAGCGCAGGAAUGUCUACAUCAGGCGCAAGAUUUCGGCGGCUUGUUGUUACUGGCCACUAGUACGGGAAAUGCAAACAUGAUACAGAAACUUGGCGCGCUCGCGGACGAUACAGGAAAAAACAAUAUCUCCUUUUUGUCGAACUUUAUUUUGGGCGACGUGGAUAAGUGUCUCGAUAUUUUGAUUAAGACGGACAGAAUUCCUGAGGCAGCAUUCUUUGCUAGGACGUACGCGCCUAGCAAAAUCUCCGGUAUCAUCAAAUUGUGGAAAGAGAAGCUUUCCGCAGUUAGUGAGAAAGCCGGACAGAGCUUGGCAGAUCCUAAACAAUACGAGAACCUCUUCCCCGGGUACAGAGAAGCUCUGAAAGUGGAGAAGUUUUUGCGAGAGGAAAGCAAGAAAAAGAUUCCAGCUUCUGCAUUUCCUACUGUUACGUCCAAUAAUGAGCGAAAACCUUUGGAAGAGAUGUUGGCCGCCGAGCAAGCGGGAUUGUUUCAGUAUAAAGAUGGUACGAGCAAUGAUUUCGAAACAAAAUCGAGUGAUCCGGUGACCGAUUGCAGUCAGAGAUUACAAGAUCUUUCAGUAUCUGGAAUGGAUAUACAGAAUAUUUUGAGUAAAAUUUCCAUCUCGGCAUCAGAAAAAACAAUGGCAAAGUCCAUGAGUAGUUCCAGGCCUCUCACAGUCGACGAUGAUGAUUUGGAUAUCGACUUGGAGAUUGAUGAGAACAUCGACAUUACAGGUGUCAAUCUCGACGACGACCUUCUCGAGGAAGAUUAACCAUUCAACCCAGUCAUUCCGCGCAAAGAAAAAAGAAAAUUGUGUCACUUAGACUUUAGUAUUAAAAAUACGAAAUAUCUGCGCGCAAGUGUGUUUAUAUAAACACCGUAUAAGAUAAUACACAGACACGUAACUGCUAUCACGAUUAAAGAUUAAAUAUAUUAAAUAUAUUGUUAAUAUAACAAAGGAAGUAUGUGUGUUUGUGUUAUAAUCUUUUAUCUCUCUCUUUUUUGUCGUUAAUAUCUCUUCUAGAUAGAUGCAAACUAACAUUCGGUCAUUUCCGAUUUUUUUCCACGGAUUAAGUUUUAAAAAUACGAAUGUGGAUGACGGACCAUUUCUUCGAUUUUGAAAACAAAAACUUCAAUAUGGAUCUUUUACUAUCUCAGCGUGAAAGAUUGCAUCAUUUUGAUGCGAAGAAUAAAAGCGCCAUAUUAUCCGUUUCCCGUCGUUCCAUGGAUACCCGAUACAUUAGUCUAUCGUGCUUAUUUCGAAUUUUCGGGCGGGAGUGCGUGCGUAAAAGCUCGAGUCGAAUCGAUAUACUCGUACGUGUCACAAGGUGCCAAGGAAAAACAAAGAGGUACAGUUAGCACGAGCCGUACGUGCUCCGCCGCGCACUCACGGAAGAGAGAAUAAGCGCGCGCGUGUUGAAGCAAACUAUAUUCGUUAUUAACGCCAACAGGAAAAGGAGGUGCGAAGAGUUAAACUUGUCUAAGUAACCGAGUAAACUUCAGCAAACACGCUUUAUUGUAUUGUAACGACUUUUUCUAUAUUAUAUGUAUAUAUAUAUUUAUCUUGUA